UGGUAUCUAAAGGCUGCCGCCCAAGGAAAUGCCGCCGCUCAAAGUAGUCUAGGCUACAUGUACUACUAUGGUAAUGGGGUCCCACAGAGCUACCAAAAUGCUCGCGAAUGGUAUCGCCGUGCAGCCAGUCAAGGAUAUGCUGAGGCUCAGACCGCUCUAGCCUUCAUAUACGAACAGGGUAAAGGAGUUAUACAGAGCUAUCGGGAUGCUGUCACCUGGUAUCUCAAAGCAGCCGACCAAGGAAAUGCCACCGCUCAGAAUAAUCUAGGCUACAUGUACUCUCAUGCCGAAGGAGUUUUGCAGGACUAUCCAACAGCUGUCAAUUGGUAUUCCAAGGCAGCUAAUCAAGGAGAUGCCACCGCUCAGGGCAACCUAGGCUAUAUGUACCUUGAGGCCAAAGGGGUUCCACAGGAUUAUUCGAAAGCCAUUGAGUGGUUUCUCAAGGCAUCCAACCAAGGAAAUACCUGUGCUCAGACUAGUCUAGGCCACAUGUACGAACAUGGCAAUGGAUUUGCACAGAACUAUUCGAAAGCUAUCGAGUGGUAUCUCAAGGCAUCCAACCAAGGGAAUGCCUCUGCCCAGAAUAACCUGGGCAACUUGUAUUCUCAGGGAAAAGGAACUUCACAGGAUUAUUCGGAAGCCUUUGGUUGGUAUCUCAAGGAAGCUGACCAAGGAUAUGCUGAUGCUCAGUUCACUAUUGGUUCCAUGUAUCGAGAUGGAAAGGGUGUCCCUGAAAAUAAUAAUAAGCCAAAGAAAUAAUAGUAAAGAAGUUGCAGAGUAAGUUGAUGCUGAUGCCAAGUAAAGUUGGGCCAGUUCAAGCACUCACGGCUCUUGAAUGUAUUGAAUUUAAAGCGCUGUUAAGCACACCAUCAUUUUCAGA
Messenger RNA from Lobosporangium transversale, 880 nucleotides. RefSeq lists its product as hypothetical. Gene Ontology annotation, molecular function: protein binding. The transcript has a single exon. NCBI's taxonomy places the organism in Eukaryota, Fungi, Mortierellomycota, Mortierellomycetes, Mortierellales, Mortierellaceae. The coding region runs from base 58 to 759 and encodes 233 amino acids. The record is from RefSeq and is a predicted model, not a curated record.